AUGAUUCCAUCACUUUGUGCUAACGGUUGUGGCUUCUACGGUUCUUCUGCAAGCAAUAACCUUUGUUCAAAGUGUUACGAUGAUUUUCUCAAGAAAAACAUCGUUAAAUCACGUGAAGGUCUGGAAGAUGAAACCAAGAACUUGAAGGAUGAAACCUUUGUUGUUGAUCAAUCACCUACACAUGCUUCUGAGAGCACUAUCACUGAUGAUUUUGCUGCGAUUUCUCUUACUGAUUCCGAGACCAUGAAGACCAAGAAAAAGAGGUGCAAGAUCUGCAACAAAAAUGUUCGAUUAUUAGGGUUCGAGUGCCGUUGCGGUGAUGUGUUUUGUGGAAGACAUAGAUACCCAGAAGAGCAUUCUUGCAGUGUGGAUUUCAAGAAGAUUGGUCGUCAAUCUUUGGCUAAACAAAAUCCUAAGUGUGCAGGUGAUAAAUUAGUAGAUAUGGUCUAA
Gastrolobium bilobum is the source of this 450-nucleotide messenger RNA. Its product is annotated as zinc finger A20 and AN1 domain-containing stress-associated protein 10-like. Gene Ontology annotation, molecular function: DNA binding; zinc ion binding. The transcript has a single exon. The record is from RefSeq and is a predicted model, not a curated record. Lineage: Eukaryota; Viridiplantae; Streptophyta; Magnoliopsida; Fabales; Fabaceae. The coding region runs from base 1 to 450 and encodes 149 amino acids.